UUCAGUCAAAAAAAAAUAAAUAAAUGAAAGAAUUUUUUUAGCAAAAAAUAAAGAAUAUUUUUGCUCCAAAGGGAUAGUUUGACCCUUUUCCGUAAAAUAUAAAGUCGAGGGCAAUUUUGAAUUUUUCAGAGAAUACGAAAACUAAAAUUUGAGGAUUUUUUAUUUUCUAGUUAACGGGAAUCCAUAACACCAUAAACUAAAAAAAGAAAAAAGGUCGUCCCAAAGAAGAGGAAAUGGCGCAUACAGCAGCAAUGGGCGUCUCCCAAUUUUCGGCUUCAACAUACAUGCCCCAAUCCCCACUCAAAUUCCACAAUCCACAGCCGAAGAGAAUCAUCACAAUAACUCAUAAAAGAUUCAACUUUGUUAGAGCUACCGUCGAUGGCUCCUCAGCACCAGGUAUUUACUCUGCCAAGCAAUUUGAGCUUACUAAGGAAAAUGUUGAUAUGGUUCUUGAAGAUGUUCGUCCUUACCUUAUUUCUGAUGGUGGAAACGUCGAUGUCGUUUCUGUUGAGGACGGCGUCGUUUCCCUCCAGCUUCAAGGAGCAUGCGAGAGUUGUCCGAGCUCAACAACCACAAUGAAGAUGGGAAUUGAAAGGGUACUGAAGGAAAAGUUUGGAGAAGCCAUCAAGGAUAUUCGGCAAGUAUAUGAUCAACAAGUAGUUGACACCACUGCUGAGGCUGUGAAUGCUCACCUCGAUAUAUUAAGACCUGCCAUUAAAAAUUUUGGUGGUAGUGUGGAAGUCUUAUCUGUUGAGGAAGGCAAUUGCAAUGUCAAGUAUGUAGGGCCUGAGUCUAUUGGAUCAGGAAUCAAAGCAGCAAUCAAAGAGAAGUUCCCGGAUAUCGUCAAUGUAGUGUUUACUGGCUAGCUUGCUUCGCGACUGUAUUUUGCGCUGCUCUUUUGACAUAUUGUGAAGAUCAAUGCCAAUAGUAUUAUCUGUAUGUAGGAGAGUAUGUAUAAUCCCGACCAUUUUGAGCAUAAUUACAUACGCGUUCACUAUGUAAAGAAAUACCUCUAGUAAGUAAUAUGGAUGAAGUGGCCAGGUUUCUUACAAGCUUCACUAUCAUGUAUUGAUCAUGACAAGAUUUUGAAAAGAAGUAUCUUUACGAUUUAA
Messenger RNA from Capsicum annuum, 1112 nucleotides. Its product is annotated as nifU-like protein 1, chloroplastic. The transcript is spliced from 3 exons. Gene Ontology annotation, molecular function: iron ion binding; iron-sulfur cluster binding. Gene Ontology annotation, biological process: iron-sulfur cluster assembly. Gene Ontology annotation, cellular component: mitochondrion. The record is from RefSeq and is a predicted model, not a curated record. Bases 234 to 866 code for a protein of 210 amino acids. NCBI's taxonomy places the organism in Eukaryota, Viridiplantae, Streptophyta, Magnoliopsida, Solanales, Solanaceae.